This is a messenger RNA of Contarinia nasturtii (swede midge), 1802 nucleotides long. RefSeq names its product glycerophosphodiester phosphodiesterase 1. Gene Ontology annotation, molecular function: phosphoric diester hydrolase activity. Lineage: Eukaryota; Metazoa; Arthropoda; Insecta; Diptera; Cecidomyiidae. Gene Ontology annotation, biological process: lipid metabolic process. The transcript is spliced from 5 exons. The coding region runs from base 199 to 1302 and encodes 367 amino acids. The record is from RefSeq and is a predicted model, not a curated record.
UUGAAUCGGUUCUAGUCGCACAUUAGAUUUACGGAAAUCGAAAACUUAGUUUUAAAUGAAAGGAUGUAAACUCGUUGUUUGUUACAAAAGCGCCUUCAAAAUUAAUUGAAAACAAAAGCAAUUCACCAGCUAGAAGUUUUUUUCUUCUGUUUUGUUAUUGUUAUUGUGUGUGCAUGUGUAUAUUCUAAGCGAUAGAAAAUGAUAUCAUCACUGCUGAGCUUUCUUUUCAAAGUGUUUUUGUUUAUCUAUCGUGUGAUCAGAUUAAUCUAUAAUUUGGCGAGUGCCACCAGUUUGGGAUUUGUAUUAAUUAUUGGAAUUUUAGUGUUUGCAUUGAGUCGAUAUUUUCGAUUGAAACAACCGAAUUUACCAAAAAAUUUAAUCGAUGCCAUUGGCAGUAAUCAUCAACAUAUCGACAGACAAUGUUCAACGGGACAACAAAACCUACGAUGCGAUUCAAGUGACACGAUUUCAUGGUGGCCCAUCGCUAAUCGUGCUGCUUGUUUAGAUUGUAUUGAAAAUUCACGUUCCGCUAUUGAAAAUUGUGUCGCACAAUCGUGUACCAACAUCUUAUUGGAUGUGAAUAUAACCAAAUGCGGCCAAUUGGUAAUUUUACAUGAGAAAACAUUACACAGGCUUGAUAACAGCUUACCAAAUGGAUCCACAGAUCAUAAGCCUCAAUUAUCAUUUUCCAAGAUUAAUUCAUUGAAAUUUGAUGAUUUAAAAUCAAUGAACAUCGCAAAAAAUCAUCCAUUAUGUGAAAAACAACCAAAUGAAUCGAUACUACAAUUCAAUGACCUCAUGCACUUGCUCGAUAUGCAUGAAAAAAUUAACAUUUUUCUCUUAAUGGGCUCAACAAACCAGCAAAUCGUUUCGAAUAUUUCACGAUAUUUCGAAAAUAAUCCGGAACGUUUUAAGCGAAUCAUCGUCUGCAGCCGGUCUCCAAAGGCCAUUUUUCAGUUGCGGAAACAACAUCCCCAAUUUAUUUGCGCCCUUUGGUUGGACAAAGUUACAAAAGUAAAUCUUCCGUCGAUAUUGCUGAAUUCACCGUUCUUUUCAUUUCUGUACGGACUGCUGUAUCGCAACAUAAUCGCUGUGUUGACGGGCAUUAGUGCAGUUUUUAUCAACAAACAUGAUUUUAAUGAACACAUCGGUCAAAUGUGGCGCCAAUCAAAUAUACAACCAAUAGUCUACACAUUGAAUUCACCAAAUGAAAAACGUUACUUUCAACAUACACUUCGCACUCAAUAUCUAACCGAUUCGUUGCGUUCGGAACCAUCGAACUUUGUCAAAAUCAAAAAGUGAAUCAAAUUACCGCUAUGGCCCUUUUGAUAGACAAAUCGAAUUGAAUUCAUACAACAAUCCCUACGAAAAUUGCACUUGUUCAACAGACACAUCUAAAAAAAAUAGAAUAAUACAUUUAACAAAAAGAAGCCUUUGCCACAGAUCUUGCUCAUCGUCAAUUUAAUUAUAACAAUAGAUCUACAAAAAAAACAGCGACCAAUUCAUCUAACAUACAAAAUGCAGCUAUAAAUGGGAAACUCUAAGCAUAUAACAUAUAUAUAUUUUGCUACAAAAAACACAAUUCGUUAAGUUCAAUGUUUCAGACUGAAACCGUGUUGGGCGUUUUUGCAGCUAGUCAUUUCGGUUUCAAAUUUACUUUGUAAAAUAAACAACGUAUUUAAUACACAUUCGUAGAUAUUUAAGUUUUUUUUUUUAAACUAAAUAGCAAAAGGCGGCACAGAAGAAAUGUAAGAAGAGUACAUGAAAAUUGUAUAAAAUUUCGCUAUCGAGUAAAUAAAAAU